AUGGAUGAGCAUGGUUAUAUCAAAAUUGUCGGCCGUACCAAAGAGAUGAUCAUAAGGGGUGGCGAAAAUAUAUACCCCCGCGAGGUUGAAGAGUUGUUACACACUCACCCCGAUAUAUUAGACGCAUACGUGUGCGGAAUACCCGACGAACGUAUGGGCGAAGAGGUGUGCGCUUGGAUUCAACUGAAAGACCCGACGGGUAAACCGCUUACCGUCGAUGAUGUGCGCGAGUAUUGCAAACAGAGAAUCACUUAUUUCAAAGUACCCAAAUACAUAUUAUUUGUGGACAGUUUCCCGUUAACACCGGCGGGAAAAGUGAAAAAGUUUGUGAUGAAAGAGGAGUCGUGUCGUAUACUUGGCCUAACUGUCAAAUAA
Messenger RNA from Medioppia subpectinata, 375 nucleotides. The record is from the annotation of a GenBank genome assembly. NCBI's taxonomy places the organism in Eukaryota, Metazoa, Arthropoda, Arachnida, Sarcoptiformes, Oppiidae.